Messenger RNA from Halteromyces radiatus, 318 nucleotides. RefSeq lists its product as uncharacterized. The transcript has a single exon. The coding region runs from base 25 to 246 and encodes 73 amino acids. NCBI's taxonomy places the organism in Eukaryota, Fungi, Mucoromycota, Mucoromycetes, Mucorales, Cunninghamellaceae. The record is from RefSeq and is a predicted model, not a curated record.
AUUCAUACAAAAUAAAAAAAUACAAUGAAAUCUUUUUUAAUUUCAACUCUUAUGCUAUGUAUUACUGUAGUUAGCUCGCAAGGAGAGGGGUAUCCAGGGAAUCCUUGUGAAAAGGUAUCUGCAAGCUGUGAUCCUAUCAUUCCAGGUUUUUGUAGUGAUCGUUAUGAUGUUCCAGUAAAUCUGCCUUGUGGUCCUCGUGGUUACGUUGGUGUUGGCUGUUGUUGGCAUGCUCCUCCACCAUCUUAAAGUUUAAAAAAAUAUUAUUAUUUUAUGCAUAAUAUAAUAAAUGUUCUUGGAGCUUUCCAAAGUCGAAGAUAA